CCAAAAUCAAAAUCCUAGGGAUCUCCGAGACAGCUUUCAAACGUUGAGGUCAUAAUCACAUUUCAUGUCGCAUAAACAAUACCAUUAAUCCAUCAAUCAAAAUCUCACAAGAACAAAGGCCUACCCGUUCCAAUCCCAUCUAAGUUUUGGCGCGUUGCCACCAGAAGGUAGACAAAAAUGCCUCUGCCAGAACCUGGAACCCUCCACAUCUUUAUUAUUUAUUUAUUCUUUAAUUUUAGAACGGCCUCCGAUACACUCUUCUAGAAGAUCCCUCGCUUGAUCCCCCCUCUCUAAUCUCUAUCCUCUCCGGUGCAUAUUCUUUCUGACUAUUGCUACUGCUACCGCAAGUAUUGUCUUCUCUUCCUCACUAUCUUAAACUUAAGCCAAUAUUAUAGAAAUGUAAUUGUCUUUGUUCUUUAUUCAAAACUUUGCAAUUCUCAUUUGUUUUCUCCCCUUUCGCUAUCCCUAAAUUAUGAUUUACCCUGCAAUUUCCUCUCUAAGCCCACCAUUUAUGGCGUUUUUGCCAAAGUUGAAUAAACUGCAGCGAAAAACUUCUUUACGGACGCCAUACUCAAGACGAAUCGUUUGCUUCCAAAGCCAAAACCAAAACCAAAACCCCAAUGCAAUUGAUAAACCUAUGUUAUUGAUGAAGAAGAAGAAGCGGAAGACGGUGGAAAAUGAGAAAGAAAAUGGUAAUGGUAAUGGUGGUCCUUCUGCUCCUUCUUCGGAAGUUAGAAGGAGAGGAAUGUUGUUAUUGUGUGGUGUUGGUUAUUGGGUUCAAGGUUUCAGGUGCUUUCCAUGGCUUGCUCUUAAUUUCCACAUGGCUAACAGCCUCAACUUGAAUCCCUCAACGUUGCAACUUGUGCAGUAUUCUGCUAAUCUCCCAAUGCUCGCUAAGCCCCUUUAUGGAAUCAUUUCUGAUGCCAUCUACAUUGGUGGCGCUCACAGGAUUCCCUAUGUUUCUCUUGGAGUACUUUUGCAGGUCAUCUCUUGGGGUCUUCUGGCAUCAGGCCCUGCAGCACGGGAAGUGCUUCUAAACUUGAUUGCAUGCGCGCUUCUCAGUAAUUUAGGUGCAUCCAUUACAGAAGUAGCAAAGGAUGCACUUGUAGCAGAAUACGGAAUGAAGCAAAAAAUAUGCGGCCUACAGUCAUAUGCAUUCAUGGCCUUAGCUGGAGGUGGAAUUGUAGGCAACUUGAUUGGUGGUUUCUUCUUACAGAAGAUGCCUCCCAGAAUUAUGUUCAUCAUAUUUUCUUCUCUAUUGUCAUUACAACUAGCAAUUUCUUUAUCCACAAGAGAGGAGUCUCUAGGCAUAGAACUUUCAGAUCGAAAUCUUACUAUGAAGUGCAUUGCAGAGGAUAUAAGAAAACAAGCAUAUGAUCUCAUCAUGGCUAUUAGUGACGUAUGCAUCUUGCAUCCACUUAUAUGGAUUGUUGGAUCAAUUGCCAUGGUACCUAUGCUUUCAGGCUCUAUCUUUUGCUAUCAAACACAGUGUUUAAAACUUGAUCCUAUGAUAAUUGGGCUAUCAAGAGUGACUGGCCAGAUGAUGCUUCUUUCAGCUACUGUGCUCUAUAACCGUAAAUGGAAGAAAGUAGCAAUGAGAAAACUGAUAGGCUUGGUGCAGAUUCUAUAUGCUUCAUCCCUACUUCUUGAUCUCAUUUUAGUGAAGCAGAUAAAUGUAAAAUUGGGAAUUUCCAAUGAGGCGUUCACUUUUUGUUUCUCCGGUUUGGCCGAAAUUUUGGCACAGUUUAAGCUCCUUCCAUUUUCAGUGUUAUUUGCAACUUUAUGUCCCAAGGGUUGUGAAGGAUCUCUCACCUCUUUCCUUGCAUCAGCUUUGUGUCUAUCAUCAAUAGUUAGUGGGUUCUUGGGUAUUGGGUUGGCAUCUCUCCUUGGCAUUACGUCGGGUGAUUUCUCAGGCUUGACUACUGGAAUUCUUUUACAGUUUGUCGCAGCUUUAGUACCUUUAAGAUGA
Arachis duranensis is the source of this 1969-nucleotide messenger RNA. Its product is annotated as probable folate-biopterin transporter 9, chloroplastic. Lineage: Eukaryota; Viridiplantae; Streptophyta; Magnoliopsida; Fabales; Fabaceae. Gene Ontology annotation, cellular component: membrane. The transcript is spliced from 2 exons. The record is from RefSeq and is a predicted model, not a curated record. Bases 473 to 1969 code for a protein of 498 amino acids.